Euleptes europaea (tarantolino) is the source of this 453-nucleotide messenger RNA. RefSeq names its product interferon-induced transmembrane protein 1-like. Gene Ontology annotation, biological process: negative regulation of viral genome replication; response to interferon-beta; response to type II interferon. The record is from RefSeq and is a predicted model, not a curated record. Lineage: Eukaryota; Metazoa; Chordata; Lepidosauria; Squamata; Sphaerodactylidae. Gene Ontology annotation, cellular component: plasma membrane. The coding region runs from base 1 to 453 and encodes 150 amino acids. The transcript has a single exon.
AUGCAGCCGCCAAUCACGCCCGUCCCGCCCGUUCAGCCUUCUAUGUACCUCGAAACGCAGACCCAGUAUGCCCAGAGGCAGCCUCGGCCCCCCGGCCCCUACAACCAGGUGUGGGCCGCCCAAGCCACCGUUCUCACGGUCGAGGUGCAGCCGCCUGACUACGUGCUCUGGUCGCUCUUCAACACCCUCUUCCUGAACAACUUCUGCUUCGGCUUUGUCGCCCUCAUCUACUCCAUCAAGGCGCGGGACUGCAAGGUCCUCCGCGACCUCGAAGGGGCGACCCGCUUCGGCAAGAUGGCCCGGAUCUUCAACUUCGUGGCCAUCAUCGUGGGGAUCAUCAUCUUCAUCAUCGGGGUGGUGCUGGCGGCCACCGUCGCGAAGGAGACCCUGAAAAAAUGGAACUCCAUGCUGCAGUCCGUCUCCGAACUGCGUUCGCUCCACAAGCACGACUAA